This is a messenger RNA of Iphiclides podalirius (scarce swallowtail), 912 nucleotides long. Lineage: Eukaryota; Metazoa; Arthropoda; Insecta; Lepidoptera; Papilionidae. The record is from the annotation of a GenBank genome assembly.
AUGGCAUUAGUUUUAAGAAAGUCCGCAUCAGAAAUUUUGUCAGCUGCCAAAUGGAUGAUCAGCAGAGAUCGUCGAGUCUUAUCAUCUUUACCUGAGAAAGCAGAAGAAGUUGUUCAACAAGAAGAAACAAAGCCCGCAGGACGUCGACCUCGUUUCCAAAAUGCGGCACUGGAGUACAGACAUAUUUUUCCUGAAUUUUUACCUGAUCCAAAUCCUAAGUGGAGAAACACAUUACGCGAAAAGAUGGAAAGAGCGGAUAUGUUAAAAAGAAGAAGCCAAAUUGAUAUCCCUGAGUUUUAUGUUGGAUCAAUUCUUGCAGUCACUAUUUCCGAUCCUCAUGCUCAAGGAAAAACAAACAGAUUUGUUGGAAUAUGCAUUGAGCGAAAAGGUUGUGGGCUGAGAGCAGAGUUUACUUUAAGGAAUGUUGUUGACCAUCAGGGAGUAGAGAUUCGUUAUGACCUCUAUGAUCCAACUAUUCAAACAAUACAAGUUCUUCGCCUUGAAAAGCGAUUGGAUGAUAAACUCCUUUAUUUGAGGGAUGCCCUACCAGAAUACUGCACAUUUCCAGUUGAUAUGAAUCCAGAGUUACUUCCGGAAGGUACCCCAGUUCCUGUCAAUCCUGUUCAGGUGAAACUAAAACCCAAGCCAUGGCUUGAAAGAUGGGAAAGACAAGAACUCAAAGGAGUAUCUAACAUUGAAGAGCACUUGAAAGAGAAAGACAGAGUCAGAAGAGAGUUAAGGAAGACACCUUGGGAGAAAUUUGACUUGAUGAAGCAAUACAGAAAAACAAUUCCAAUAGAAGAUCAAAGUGAAAUAUGGAGCGAAGUUUACAGUCAAUUGAAUCAAUUACGUCUAUCACGUAAGAAGAUACUUAAAAAGCGCAACCUCAGUACACCUAAAACUCAACUUGGU